Nylanderia fulva is the source of this 591-nucleotide messenger RNA. Lineage: Eukaryota; Metazoa; Arthropoda; Insecta; Hymenoptera; Formicidae. The record is from RefSeq and is a predicted model, not a curated record.
UUAAGUUGCGUCGCUACGAUCGUAGAUCGGGGGUAAUGUAUGAUAUAUAUGUAUGACCAUCCGUUAGAGUGAAUGCGCACGUUGCGGAUAUUGCUUUUAUGUUACAAGUGUAUUAUCGCAUUUUUAAUUAUCACAAUGGAUAUUGACGUUACUAAGCGGUUUGUCGUUUUGAAAUUUAUAAAUGAAGAUGUUGAUUGCGACGAGGAAGACGAUUCUUUAUUUGAAGUUGGUCUUAUUAAAUGGCUAAAACAAUUAGAUGAAGAAACAAAUGCAAAAAUUUCUUGGCCUCCUAAAUCUGAGCAGAGUACUGCAAUUAAAAAAGAAAUAGAUGCACUUCCUUCAUGGCCGAUAUAUAAUGUUACUGUUUUAAAAUGUUAUGAUACACUUUUGGCUGCACGAAAUGCACGAAAUGGAUAUAUUAUGUCGUCUAAUUAUGAAACAGAGUGUGAAUUUGGUCGUGGUAAACGUAAAAAAAUUAAGCGGCAGUUUGCAUGUGAUGAAUCUCUCUCGACAGAAGUGACAAAAAAAAGAAAUUUAAAAAUAUUUCAACUUCUGAUGAUUCAGAUUUUGAUAGAGAUGAUAGUGCUAUAA